Molecule: messenger RNA, 3513 nt
Organism: Panicum hallii
Lineage: Eukaryota; Viridiplantae; Streptophyta; Magnoliopsida; Poales; Poaceae
Exons: 9
Coding region: 454-3261 (935 amino acids)
Molecular function (GO): NAD+ poly-ADP-ribosyltransferase activity
Source: RefSeq, a predicted model, not a curated record
GUCCCCCACCUCGUCGGCGGCUCUGCCAGAAAACCCAAACCCACCUCACCGCCAUAUCUCGCCGCUGUCCCUAUCGAUCCGGACCCCACCCCGUCCACAUCACCUCACCGCCGGAGCCCCGCCGCAGCCUGUUGCCUGGCCUUCCCGCGCGCCGUGCCGGCUUGCUCCGCAGGUUAUAGAACCGGCAGGCUACGCUAACCCUAGCAUCCUCGGCUCGGCUGUAGAAGAGCACUGGGGGCGUGAGAGAGGGAGUCACCAGCCCUCGUGACCUCCUCCCGCUUCUACCUCGCCCCCGACGCUUGCGAAAAUGGGGAUCUAGGGAUACCCCAGCUCACUCCUUCCGGCCAUUUUCUACCAUUGAGAUGUCAAUAUGAAGGGACGACUAUAAUUGUAUACAUAUUAGAGUUAGUUUUCUUUUUCUAUAUUUGUUCAGAAUUAGAAACAAGCUUUCUCAUGGCAUCACCACAAGAAUCCAAUUCUGUAUGCUUGAAGCGAAAGCUUGUUGAUGACUGCCUGUCAAAAGACUGCAAAUCUCGCCGUGUCAAAUCUGAGAAUGGACCCUCAUUUGAUUCAUCUGCUAAACGUUGCAACUGUUGUUGCACGCGACCUAACCUUGCCAAUGAUUGUGUCAAUUUCCUAAAGAGUGGAGCGCCUAGCCGUAUCAUGUACUACAAACAAGGGUCUUGGCACAAUUUUCCUGAGCAAAUAAUGAAGUCCCUCAUUGAAGAAUUCAGAGGCAAUAAAUCGAGUGUUGUGUCUGUGAUGGACGAUGAGCCCAUUCUUGUUGAUUUCUUGUCAAUGACCCUUGUCAACCUAAAAACCAGAAAGCAGAGGUCUGUUGCGUGGUUUGAUGACACUGGCAAGCGUUUUUUCCCUUCCCUGUUCUUUGAUGAGGAAAGUGAUGAAUUGGCCAAAGGGAAUUCUGGUAAUGCUGACAGCACUGCACAGGGAAUAAUGGUAGACAAGGUUGCGAGUUCUCCACCUGAAGUGGUCAAGCAAGUUGUUCUUGAAUCUAGCCCUCCAGCUCCUGAAAAACCUUCGACUGUAGACAUAUUGCGCAAGAAGAUCACAUCUGUGGAAAGAGGCAGUGAAAGCUUUCUAUUUGUCCAGGAUCUUUUUCUCUCUGGUAUGGGUCCAUUUGCAACACCAAGUAACAUUCUUCAUAUCCACCGCUACUCUCCGAACGAUAUCACUGCUCAGUGUAGAUUUGAAGCUUUUGAAAGACAGAUGAAGGCAACUAAAGAAGCACGUGGUGAUGCAAACGUAAGAUAUGGAUGGCUAGGAUCAAGGAAGAAUGACAUAGUUAGGAUUCUCAUUAAUGGUUUGGGUACCACUGCAAAUCCUAUUGAGAAAGCAGGCUUGAGUGCUGGUGUAUAUCUUUCACCAGAAAACCGAGCCUUUACCAGUGUUGGUCUUUGUGAUGUUGACGAAAAAGGUGUGCAGUAUAUGUUGCUGUGCCGUAUGAUACUGGGCAACAUGGAAGCUGUUGAACCUGGAUCACAAGAAUCUUUUCCAAGCAGUGAGAUAUAUGAUUCUGGUGUUGAUGAUUGUUCGAACCCAAAGUGUUUUGUGAUGUGGCCAUCACAUCUAAGCACUCACAUCCGUUUAGAAUAUCUUGUUAGUUUCAAGCUUGUCUCAAAAGUUCGACAUUAUUUGCUUGACUUGAAGGGUUUAUGGUUUCACCCAUCACCGAAGGAAGCUGCAAUGGAUAUUUCUACCCUUCAACCUGUAACGUGUGAAACAGGUGAAGGACCAACUUCCCCAUGGAUAUCAUUCAGAGUUUUGUUUGGAGUGAUUCAGGACAAUAUAUCAUCUGUAGCAAAGGAGCUUCUCUUCCAUCAUUAUGAGGAGCUGAAGGAGAGCAUAAUUUCUCGCGAAGAAAUGGUGAAGAAAAUGAUAAUAAUAGUUGGAGAAAAAAUACUUUUGGAGGCCUUGAAGAAACUUCAUUACUGUCCAUCAUUAUGGUACAAGCCUUCUGUUGAAGCGGUGUCUAGUCAUCCCGUAAUGGCAGCACAAGAACAACUAUCAUUGGAUAAGGCAGGUGGGAAUUGUUCAUUAACUCUUAAUGUUAACGAUGGUGAUUCACAUGCACCAAAUGCUGUGGCUGAACACGCCACAGUUAGCAACAAAGGAUGUGAUGCCCUUGCAACAGAUAUGGUGCCCAAUGGCCAUGAAUGUCUGGCAGCAAGUGGUGUGCCAGAAACAUCUAAUUCUGCCAGUGUCAUAUGCGGGAGUUCUACAAGUGUGGAACCCAAAGGCAGAGAUUCUCAUAUGCAAAUCGUGCCACCUGGGACCUCGGCAACCCUGUGUGCCAAAAACCAUGGUUCUUCCAUGGGAAGAAUGGCACCUAUAGUUCACGAUGGCCUUUUGAGGACAAUUUCUGGAAACUCUGCAUCACCUGGUCAAGUUUGCAAAUCUGCUACACCAAUCGCAGGGCAUUCUGGUUAUGCUUCUCUAGCACAAACUAAUGCUUCCAAACCCCAUGGAGUUUCUGCUCCAGGUCUCACUUCUAAGGGCUAUGAAUCUGCUGUACCAAGCUUGGCACUUGGAAAUUCUAAAAGUACAGGCGUGAAACGUCUGAAUUCUGCACCAAGAAUGACACCUGAAGGCCAGGAAUUCCUUUCACUGGGUAUUGCAUCACGACCACCUCAUUUAGUAAAACUCCAGGCCGGUUUAACAUCGGUUGCCAUACCUCCAGUUCACAUGCCAGGCCGUGGAAAAUCAUCGUCAAUGAGCACCGAGGGCCGUGAUUCUCUGACAUUGAGUAUCACACCAAAAUGCAAUGGUGGCCCAGCAUUAAGUCAAGCGCCAAAGCGCCAUGAAUCUCCAAUAGCUGAUACGAGCACAAAGGGCCAUGAUUCUCUAGCACUGGGUAUCACGCCAAAAGGAAAUGGUGUUCCAGCAUCAAGUAAAGUGCCAAAGUGCCAUGAAUCUGCCAUAGCUGAUACAGGUACCAAGGGGCAUGAUUCUCUAGCACUGAGUAUCACGCCAAAAGGCCAUGAUGGUACAGCAUCAAGUAAAACGCCAAAGCAGCUAGCUGAUACACUGCCAGAAAGUGGUCACUCUCAAGGCCAGGAUGUGGCCACUAAGGUCUAUAGAGCUCCCAAACCAAUAACAGGGGAGCCGAAAAAAGAGCAGGCUGCAGUACCCGCCGCCGAGAAUAAACCAUCUGGGCCGAGCCUUGAUGCUAGCAGCCAUGUUACUGGGGCAGCCAAUGCCCUUGUCGCCCUGUCAACUCUGCGAGAGAAGGGUGGGCAUUAAGAUUUGCAGCAGCAGCAGUGGCAGUGUCAAAAUCGCGUCGGAUCAGAUCCUUGUUCUGUACAUGUGAUGUAACUCUGGUGCAGACUGGUGGGAAUGUAUGUAGUAGUUUUAUCUCCUAGGACAGGAAUCACCCCGUCGACUCUGAACAUAAAACCCUGUUUCAUCCGUGGUAGUAAACUGUUAAUCUGGUUCUUGUUGGCCGUUGUGGUAAAUUGGUGGUGGCCUGGUUCAAGGACUCUGCUUAACUAAUAA